This is a messenger RNA of Theobroma cacao (cacao), 579 nucleotides long. Lineage: Eukaryota; Viridiplantae; Streptophyta; Magnoliopsida; Malvales; Malvaceae. The record is from RefSeq and is a predicted model, not a curated record.
AUGGCAUUCAUUGAAGAGUGUAGUGCUAUUAUUCAAAACAAGCUUCAACCAACGCUAAAGGAUCCAAGGAGUUUUUCUAUACCUUGUGCUAUUGAUGGUUCUAAAUUUUUUAAAGCUUUGUGUGAUCUGGGUGCUAGUGUGUCACUGAUCCUUUUGUUUGCUACUAGGAAACUUGGACUUAAAGACAUUCAACCUACUACAAUCACCUUGCAAUUAACAGACAGAACAAUUCAACACCUGAUUGGCAUUAUAGAGGAUGUGUUGGUUAAAUUGGGGCAUCUCUACAUCCCGGUGGAUUUCCUUGUGCUUGAGAUCGAAGAGGAUGUGGACAUUCUUGUGAUCUUCGGACGACCAUUCUUAGUGACUUCAGGCAUAAUCAUUGAUGUGAAGGAAGGCAAGAUAACCUUUAAAGUUGGAGAGGAGGUAGUUGAGUUCAAUAUUUUCAAUGCAAUUAAGCAUCUUGCCUCUUCAAUUAGUUGCUUUAGAAUGGAUGUGGAUGAUGAGGACAAGGGUAUGCUUAUUUCUCCACCUAUAAGUGAUCAAGCACCAUCAUUUGGGUUAAAUCUACCACCUCUAUAG